AUGCCGACACGAAACGAAGAACAAAGUACCCGGAUUACUAAGCCACAAACCUCACGAACGGCAAAAGCUCGCAAGCCACCGAAAUCACCGACAGUAAACGUUACCAAGGAGCUAACAAGACGAAUAGCAGACGUUACUAUGCAAGCAACAACCCGAAAAGUAGAAGUUACUAAGGCACCAACAACACGAAUCGCAGACGUUACUAAGGCACCAAAGUGUAAACAUCUACUUUUGCCCAGAUUUAUUUGUGAAGAAAGGUCAGGAAGGUUUGGAAAUCAGAUGUUCUCCUUUGCCUCAGCUUAUGGAAUAGCCGCCCAUCUUAAUCGGACUGUGCUGGUGGAUCGUUCAACACGUCUUAAUAAGGUCUUCACCCUCGAUGCCAUGAUGGUGGACAAGUGUGUCUGCGGUGAAGCUAAGCCGAAACAUUCCAAGAAGUGUUGCUCGUUUGACAAGGAUCUUUUAAAUCUUAAAUCAAGUGAAAAUUACAGAGUUGGACGUUUUCUUCAGUCUUGGAAAUAUUUCGAGUCCGUUGUGCCACAGAUCAAGAAACAGUUCACAUUCAAGCGAGAAGUGUUCGAUAAAGCGAGAAAAAUAAUUAUGAAAAUCAAAACUGAUUUCUUAAAGAAGCAUUCUGGAAUCAACGUUAAACCUCUUGAUGGAAAUUUCACAUUCGUUGGAGUUCACGUUAGGCGGGGUGAUAUUAUAAAGAAGAAAAAAGCUAAUUCCAGUUACUUAGUCGCUCCCAAAGAGUACAUAGAAGAGGCUAUGAUGUAUUUUAAUAAAAACUUUACAGAUGUUCUGUUUUUGGUCUGUUCUGACAAUAUGACCUGGACAACGGCCAACGUUAACCACUCAAAUGUUGUAUACGUGCGAGGUAAUUCGCCGGAAGUGGACAUGAGCGUGCUUAGCCAAUGUAAUCACACGAUCAUUACCGUCGGCACGUUUGGUUGGUGGGCGGGAUUUCUGGCAGGGGGAAUAACUCUGUAUUACAAACGCCCUAUCAAAGAAGGUUCCCGAUUAAGAAAACAAUUCUCGGACGACUAUUCUGAUUAUUUUUAUUCAGGCUGGAUUGGAAUCGAAUAG
Messenger RNA from Gigantopelta aegis, 1083 nucleotides. Its product is annotated as galactoside 2-alpha-L-fucosyltransferase SEC1-like. The record is from RefSeq and is a predicted model, not a curated record. NCBI's taxonomy places the organism in Eukaryota, Metazoa, Mollusca, Gastropoda, Neomphalida, Peltospiridae. Bases 1 to 1083 code for a protein of 360 amino acids. Gene Ontology annotation, cellular component: membrane. Gene Ontology annotation, biological process: carbohydrate metabolic process. Gene Ontology annotation, molecular function: galactoside 2-alpha-L-fucosyltransferase activity. The transcript has a single exon.